CCUGGACUACAGCUCGGAGCCCGGAUGCGCCGCCAUGCCGACUCUAUCCGCGAAUGGAAUAAUUUAUUCACCAACCUGCCCGACACUGGGCGACUAAGAAGUCUACAAGACCGUUUGGAAGACAGAGGGAGCCUUUUGAACCGCGGACAGACGAGCACGCGUUAACUUGCGCGUUCUCGCCCCCGUUUGUGUUGAUGUGGACGCUCGCGUGCUAAGCUACGCUAACACGUUAGCUCGACUCGAGAGCGAGCGAGUGCGCGCGGUAGUGACAGUCCGGCCGGAGGCGGGGAGAACUGAGAGGUGAGACUGUUACUUUGAUGGUGACUACACUGUUGACUGCGUAGAGGUGGCCAUCUGCUAGAUAGUAUCGCUGAAUGUGACUCUUUUUCGGGGGAGUCGUGCAGCAGCGUAUCGAGAUCCAAAAAUAAAAAAAUCCAUUCCAUGUCUGCAUCAGUCCUGAAAACCAAAAGAGAUGUCUGUUGACGAGGAUACUGUAAAAACUGGCAGUCCACAUGCCAGCUCAACUUCAUCCCUGCAGCUCUCAGAAUGCACUGGAGGCUACAGCAAUGUAUCCGUGAUGGUGGAGGGUACCGCAGCCACCCCGGAUUUUGCAGCCGCCUGUCCGGUCUCGGGCACAGAAGCCUCACCGAAACACAGCGGCACGACUGGCGUGCUCACCAACUCGGACGAUGCCGGACAGGGAGCCAGAGGGAACGAGAACAACAUCAAUCGCAGGAACAGCUUUCAUCAUUCCAAACAACCGCAACAAACGAAGCUAACGAAGCGCCGCAACACGGCCAACUCUAGUUUCAAGCAUCCGACAUCUGGCAAGAGGAGACGAAGGGCCAACUCCGAGAGUGACUCCGUUCUGCCGACCAACUUCCUCCUGGGUGGGAACAUUUUUGACCCGCUCAAUCUCAACAGCCUGCUGGACGAGGAGGUCAACAGGGCUCUUAAUGCAGAGACGCCCAAAUCCUCCCCGCUGCCAGCAAAGAGCCGAGACCCGGUGGAGAUCCUCAUCCCCAGAGACAUCACGGAUCCGCUGAACCUUAACAGCGCAGACGGUAGCUUCAUGGUGUCCCCCUUCAAGAGUGGUGGUCGGAAGAGACACCGCAACAGACACCAUGGAGGAGGAGGAGGGAGUGGGGCUGGUGGUGGUAGUGGGAUUUCAACCGCACAGGUAAGCCUCUCGGAAUCAGGAAAAAGUGAGGUUAAAACUAGCACCUCCAUGCCACUUCUGGGUAUUUUAGCCUCAUGUUCUGCACUAGAUGUCUCCAAAGAGUCCAGCAGUUUCUCCAGCGUCGCAGAGGAUUCCCAUGAGCACUCGGCCGACAACUCAGCCAGCUGCAAGGAGGAGAUGACAUCUGUAUCUAUAGAGGAUUCCACUUCCUCCAUAUCAGGGGCAACAAACCAGCACACAAGCAGACGCAAGCGUAGGCGCAACUCCGGUAAAAUGGAGACCCCGGUGACCCAUUCUACGCCCAUUGGAAGGUCAGGAUGUGGAGACAGGAGUUUCGGUACAGGGGGGUCGAGAAAUUCUCAGUCCUUCCACACACCACGGAGUGGUACCAAAACCGUGCCAGGAGGUCGCCAGCAGUCCCACAACCAGGCGAAGGAGCAGCAGAAGAAGAAGUUUCAGUAUGGGAACUACAACAAGUAUUAUGGCUACCGCAACCCCGGCGCCAGUGAGGAUGCGCGGGUACGUGUGCUUCGUCCAGAAUGGUUUGAGGGUAAAGAUGUUCUGGAUUUGGGGUGCAACUCGGGCCACCUAACACUCUAUGUUGCCAAAAUGCUAAGACCUGCCCGCAUACUGGGCCUGGAUAUUGACAGUGGUCUGGUACACGCUGCUCGUAAGAACAUCAGACACUAUCUGUCUGAACUGCAGACCCAAGAGGCCAGGCAUGCAAUGCAGGAGAAAAAGAGCACCAAGCCGGGGGAGAGAAAUGGAGACGAGAGUCACGCAGACAAGAAGCACAAUGACGCCGAGAGCAGGGAAGAAAACGGGAAACCGGUGAAAGGAGAAAGUGGCCCCGCAGAGGCCGGAAAUGACAAUGGCUCCUGCCGCACGGACGAGGUAGGGACCCAGAGGCCGGUCGGCAAACCGGAGGAAAUGGAGCAGGAAGACUGCGAUUCGCCUCCCGCUGAUCACUCUGUGAGCUGCUCUUUCCCCGUGUCCCUACGGAUCUCCAGGGGUCCCAUCGCUGCACCCCCACUAACGGAAACAUCCACCACACGGCCCGGAGAGUUCCCCUCAAAUGUGUCCUUCGUCAAGGCCAAUUAUGUUCUGGAGAACGAUAAUCUUCUGGUGACUCAGCGGCCAGAGUACGACGUGAUCAUGUGCCUGAGCGUUACCAAGUGGGUUCACCUGAAUUGGGGAGACUGUGGCCUCAAGCGGCUCUUCAAGAGAGUCUACCGACACCUCCGUCCUGGAGGCAUGUUCAUCCUGGAGCCACAGCCCUGGGAGUCCUACGUGAGGAGGAAGAAGCUGACGGAUAAUAUUGGGAGGAAUUUUCACAGCAUCCGCCUCAGACCUGAGCAGUUUGCAUCGUACCUCACAACAGAGGUGGGCUUCACCAGUUCUGAGUACCUUGGGGCCCCCAAGUGUUCAAUUAGAGGAUUUCAGAGGCCAAUCUACUUGUUUCACAAAUGACCGCUCCUGCCUUGAAGAUCAUUGAAUGUGAGUAGCCCGAGCCACCAACACACACACAAGCAAAGCCAGCCGCCCUGGACCGCAAGGAACCACCCAAGUCCUUCACGGUAGCGCCAGCUUUUCGGAUGCCGACUAUGAAAUUCAGAAAGGACAAUGGGGACCAAAAUUUGGAAUUAAUUUCGUAAAUGAUGAGAUCUGCCGAGAAGAGGAGCCUAUCAGAAUCCUCUGCGACUACAAAUUCUUAAACGGUGUGGAGUGAACUGGGAUAGGACUCCACUAAGUGUAACCUGGAGCCAAACAUUACAGCUCGGCCCGACUGGAAGAGGUGCUCAUCCGAUCAUUUCCUUGGACUAGCCGAGUGCUAACGAUGCACGGCCAUAACAUGUGUUUGCAAAAUCUUUGGCCAUAUAUCUUUUACUUUUAUAACUUUGUUCUGUGCCACCACAUCACCAUACGUUAUACGUAUUAGGGUUGGCCGAUAGGGCGUCCACCAUCACCACUUUAUCAGGUGAUUGAUGGUGUGUUCACUACAUCAGCUCCAUAUGACCAACUGUGUGUUGCAACUGAAUUACAAAGCCAUUAAAGAGACUGACAUGGUGUCUCUAGAAGGCCACACUAGAGUGCAGGUUAUGUGUUCUGUAGGACACUCUGCAGGAUCCAAAAGCUGCUGUAGAUGCCAUAUAAAUGUGCUCUUAGUGGUUAAAUAUCUGCAUCAUGUUUGAAGCCUUAAAUCCCGUCGCAACACACGUAUAAAUGCACAUAUCUUUGUGAAUUUAAAACAAACAAAUUCCAUUGGGCAUAGAUUCAUUCUGUGGCUAGUAGCUGAUGUAUUUGUCCCAUCUUCCAACCCUAAUAUAUAGUUUGUUUUGUCAUUUUUGCAAAAUAGGUCGUAGAGCGGAAUUAACGUUAAGCUGUCACAGAGCUGUGAAAAUGUUUUUCAUUUUGUCCUUUUCAAAAAAAAAAAAAAAAAGUCCUAAAUUGCACAAACUUAAGAUGCUAUGAAGUGAAACGUGGCUCAUCUAAAGUGUUGCACUCAAAACAGCCAAAACAUCCAGGGAAAUAGUGACUGCUAACCCAAAUGUGCAGCCAAGGUUUGUCUGUUUGUUCCCUUAAAAGUGUCAUGAUGAGUCAUCAAAUAUUAAAUUCUGUCAUUAAAAAUGGUGAAACGUGAAAUUGUGUAGUUGUAGCAGGCCUACUACCACUAUGAAAGAUACUUGGUGUUGUAUCUGAAACCUGACAUCAUCAGCUAAACCUUAAAUCCCUAAGUGCAAGUUCAGAAUCAUAUUCAUGAAAGAGUUUUGGCUGUUUUGAACGCGUGACAUCACUUCAUGGGCUCUUUAGGCCUUUUCGAUGCUUCGUACUAAUGACGGGGGGGCAUAUUUGAGCUGCGCUGACACCCGGGUGUCGGCUUAGCUCCAGAUAAUUCCGAACAGAGACCGCAGUGACUCGUUUGAGGUAAAUCUGAAGCAUGCAGUGAUUUAUUUUUUUAAUGACAUUGAAGUCAUAGCCCUACCUUUUUAUAUGUCACUGACAAUGUCAACAAUAACAGAGAGCAGAGGCCUGUCAUUAACGAUGUAUUACAGUCUCUUUAAUGCUGUGUAAGUCACGAGGUCAUCACUAUAAUUUAACCAGCAUUAGAAUCGCUUUCUAGCUCCAGAGUUGGACUGAACUUCUGUCAGGCUCAACAUUUUUUUUAUACAUUUGUAGACAAUUGUUUGUUACUAAAAGUAAUGAAUUAUAUCCUUAAGAUUUUUACCAAAUUGAAAUGCUGUUUGUAGUGACUGCCCAAAUAUUUUAUGGGUCUUCUGUUCUUGAAUUUGACCAAAUAUGCCGUCUUAGUCUUUGGCCUAACGAGGCCCGUUGUGUGUUUUACUGGUGUGCACUGAGCGCUGCUCAUCUCCAACGUUUCAUUGAGAGUGAACAUCUUCCGUUUUAUUGUGACGAGUGGAGGAGACGGUGGAAAAAGAUAGGUUUCUAUUUUAGUAAGUGAUCAAUGUAAAUAAGUUUGCAAAGAUUUGUUUUACUGUUGUUAAUAUUGAGUUCAUAACUGCUUUUGUUAUUUUCCAGUGGAUGUUGUUUGUUUUUUUUUGAUUUUUUUUUUUUCUCAAAUGUUCGCUGCCAAUUCGUGAGUGAGUCUGAGUUUUUGUCCUAAAACGCACCGCUAAUCCAGCUCUGUAACAACAAAUGGAAAUGUACAUUGCAAAGUUCUGAUACGUUUGCUUUGUUCUGUCCUGGCAGGCACAUGGAUUGUUAGAUUGGCUCUUUAUUUUUUUAUAAACGGUUUGAAAGGAGUGUUGUUGUCGAUGCACUCUUAUUUCACCUCGUCUGACACGUUAAAGAGAUUUGAUUACUUUCUCCGUUAAACUUGUUUCUUCCAUACGCUGUGGAGCCUCAGUAAACCCAUCAGACACACGGCACAAAAUCACAUCAUCUUCUUUUAGCUAAGACAAUCGGAUCCUCAGGCUUAGAUCGGCCCGAUGCUGUAAUUGUGAGGGCAGUUUGCAUAAUUGACAAAAGCUUUCCUUAUUGAGUAUUUUAAAAUAGUUAAUAGCUAGUUUGUGCUUAGCCACCGAUGUGAAAGAUUCCACCUCACUGUCUCAGCAGCAGUAUCUUCAGAUUUUAACACAAGAAAGUUUGUAAAAUACAUAAAAACCCUUGUUUCAACAUGGUUUAAUACAGUUGAGAAAUGUCUUCUAGUCGUGUACAACAGUUUUGGGCAAUAUUUGCUCUUCUGUAAUUCUGCCCUUAAAGCAUUCCAUUUCAUGAAUUACAACAUUUGGUUAUCUGGCUUUUUGCUGAGAGAAAAAGCUUUUCUGGGUUUUAUUAAACAAUCAUAUGCAGAUAAUUUAAUAAUUCUGCAACAGACCUAUGGAUGCCAGAGACGAUAAACUUCACAUUCAACACUAUGCUAUGCUGCUUAAGUUGAAUCACUCAAUCGCUAAUCCCAGAGACUUUAGCAGAGAUAUGUUCCGUGAUAGCUCAUCUUUAAAACCUGCAGAUACAACUAGACGGGCACAAACAGGGAUUUAUGGGCUACUCUUUCAAUGUAUUUUUGUACCAUUUGUACAGAUCUAUUGUGUGGUUCUGUAAUGCAGCAUUUUGGAUCCUUCCACAUCUUCAAAAGCCCCUCUGAUGAGCAACACGUGGCUGAGUUCUACCCGUAGAUGAUCUUAUUGAGGCGAUCGUCACAUCGUCUGUAAAGAGGUUACUGACCUACUUUGAAGGAAGCGGUGAGUUUAAAAGUAAAUCCAUCCUCUUCAUCUGCAAACAGGUCAGGUUGAUUGAGACUUUUUCUCGUAUGUGGGAAGGGCAACCGUGUGAUCUAUUACUGUACGUGUUCUGCUCCUGUAUAAAGGGAAUUGUUAUAUCAUGCAGUUUAUAAUUCCCUAUAAAAGUCUAUGUGAUCAUCAGACCUACAGUCCAAAGUCUGGUUGGAUCAAGGUGUGAACACAUGACAAAGCCUGUACAUUAUAAUACAAGCCAAUACAACAGCAUCCCAAUGAUUGCGUUUAUUGCGGGGCUAUUGUUGUGGAUUGCAAAGUACUGAACAGAUGUUGUUGUUGUGCGGCACAAUGGCAUCAGGAAGUAUUCAUCCGUCUUCAUUCCUGUGGUUAGAAAUGCUCAAUUGAAAAUGUAUUAUUGUGCCAAGAGCGACCGCACACAAUCGUUAUUCAUUUACAGACAUGACUCAUGCUCAUGAACGCUGUGACGCUGUAAAUUGACUUGUUUCCUUAUUAUUAUAUGCAAAUUUCAGAGCAAAAACCAAAUGAAGUGUAAAAGAAACGAGCUCAGGCGAUUGCAGCGAGAAACAGACUUGAGGAGGUGUAGAAAAAUUUGCUGUACGUUGAGGUGACAGAAGACCGAAAGGUGAACUCUAACAGCUUCAGAUCCUUUACCAGGGAGCCUACCAGGACAACCGUCUGCAGCGCUCCAUCAGUCAGGCCUUUAUGGUUAUAAAAGUACAACACUCAUGACAUUGGAAGACUUGUGAGACUGGUCAACAGAAAGGUCAUUUUAGAACAUAUUCUCUGGAGUGCUCUGUACUGAAGAUUCACCAUUUAUCUCAACAGUGACCACAAUCACACAGCCCAGUGGUUUCAGGACAAGUCUGGAUUCCUCAGAUGUUUGUCUCUUUGUCUUUAUAGUUGAGGAACUGGAAGUUGUAAACAGGUUUUUUUUAUGGUCAGGCUGUAAACUUACACUGCUCCGACUGGUGAGGUGGAGAUCAUUUUAUUUUUAGCUAACUCUUAAUGCCAAAGCAGAAGAUAUACUUAAAAAACUUGUACAUGAUAUGAAUAAAUGCUCAAAUGGUAUUUAUAUACUAAAAUGUAUAUACAGUAUGUAUAAGUUAAAGAACAUCAUUGAUGCUUUUACACAUUUCUUUAUUAUGCCAUGUGUUUAAUGAUUUAUGAUUACAUCCUUCUAUGGUAUUAUGAGUAACAUUCAGUUUGCCUAACACAUAAUAAUAACUAUUUGUACAGCACAUUGUAUGCAGAGAUGCAGCCCAAAAGGCUUAACAAAACAGCAGAGCAACAAUAUAACAUUACAACAAAACAUAAACAAUGAUACCAUUAAAGUUAACCCAAAUGUAAAGGCCAAAUUAGAACAGGUAUGUUAACUUUUGCAGUCAAGACACCAUUGUUAUAGUCAAGUGUCGGAUCUGUGAUUUUCUCUUAAGAAUUUCCCAUUAAAGUUACCAUUUUAUUUUGAUAAGACUUGAGGGACUGCACCCCUCAGCAGGACUUACUUGCGCUGCAUUAGAAUAUGUCGAUGUGAAUCCUCAACUUCAAAAGUGCCCACAGCACCUUCAAACCCUUGUUCCUCUGCAGUGAUACAGUUCUACACGGCUACAGUUUAAAAAUACAACCAUCCUGUGAUAACUUUCUCAUUUAAGCUGUUGGCUUUGUUGAAGACAGACAGCCUCAUGUAAACAGGUUCGUGGCGGGUUACCCCCUUUGUAGUUUGGUCACGCUGCGCUGUCUGAAUAGCACAAAGAUUCCACUCGGAUGACAAUGCCGGGCACAAUACAGCGGCUCGUGUUUACAAAUAGCAUCCAUGCCUUUAACACCUACUAGUCCGGGCCAGCCAUCAACCAUCUUCAGACCCGAGCUUUGUUAGCUCUGCUACAUAUCAAAUUGAUAAUAAAAUGUUUGAAUGAUAUAGUUACUUGGUUACCACAUGUGAGUAUUUAUUGUGUCCUGUAAUGUUGUUCCUCAAACCAAGGUGAGUGUAUUCGUUUCCAGCUGGCUUGUCACUUCCUAGAAAAAAGUAAAUAAAACAAAACCAAAGUUCACUAAAGACCUUUGACCUUCCGAUCGGAGAUAGGCAGACAGCACGACAAUGAAGUUGCUUUGCAAUUGUGAAUGGUGGAUUGUCUGUUCCAGACAGAGUGGUGAGAUGACAUUAACACAGACAAAAGACAUAACACUUCAUUCACAAAAGCUCUGUUCCAUCAUAGCUAUUUGGGUCAGUCACUUGACCGUUAUUGUUGUCAUGUCUGUGCAGCGGUGUCCAGACGGUAAAGGGCUGCAGAGUUAGUGUUUACGCUGUUUGAGCUUUUUUUUAACAUGGAAAUUGAAAUAAUUACUUUGAAUCAUAUUUGAUGAAUUAAAGCUGCUGAUGAUUAUUAUCCUAACAGCAACAAACCAAAACAUCAGUCAAUUUAUUUUGCAUGCAUUUAUUGGCAACACUGCAUUUCAGAGAGUACAACUGACUGUUCACAAAGCAUUGAUGUUAUUAAAUGUGAGAUACAGGGUCAGUCACACUCAGUUUCAGGCAACAAUAAGAGCUCAAUGAGCAACAGGAUUACAGCUGCAGCUCUAUUCUAACUAGAUCUAACUAAAUAAAGUCCACUUCAAAAGCACUCAUUGUCAGAUUCCACUGCAUGCAUGCAUGAAGUCCAAGAAAGACAUCGUUCAAAGUAAAGUGGUCAAAAUGGUUCAUCCAGAAGAAUGGGUUCGGUUACCAGGAUUUCAGCUGCCGGCUGUACUGAAGAUGUCCGGCCCCAUGCUGGUGCAUGCAGGUGCUAAGAGCGCACAGCACAGCACCUGAAAAUGAGCACAGUAC
This is a messenger RNA of Anarrhichthys ocellatus (wolf-eel), 8716 nucleotides long. RefSeq names its product methylphosphate capping enzyme a (gene mepcea). NCBI's taxonomy places the organism in Eukaryota, Metazoa, Chordata, Actinopteri, Perciformes, Anarhichadidae. The transcript has 5 exons. Bases 473 to 2650 code for a protein of 725 amino acids. Gene Ontology annotation, biological process: snRNA modification. Gene Ontology annotation, molecular function: RNA methyltransferase activity; snRNA binding; O-methyltransferase activity. The record is from RefSeq and is a predicted model, not a curated record.